Neohortaea acidophila is the source of this 872-nucleotide messenger RNA. Its product is annotated as ribosomal protein L1-like protein. The record is from RefSeq and is a predicted model, not a curated record. NCBI's taxonomy places the organism in Eukaryota, Fungi, Ascomycota, Dothideomycetes, Mycosphaerellales, Teratosphaeriaceae. Bases 105 to 758 code for a protein of 217 amino acids. The transcript is spliced from 2 exons. Gene Ontology annotation, molecular function: RNA binding; structural constituent of ribosome. Gene Ontology annotation, cellular component: large ribosomal subunit. Gene Ontology annotation, biological process: translation.
CCCUCGCAUCAACUCCUUCCUCCCUCAUCAUCAAACUACACAAAACCUACGCAAAGCCGUACCAUUAGCCGUCGCAAGACAACUACUGGAAGACCGAAGCCAACAUGUCGAAAAUCACGGUCGCUGGUGUGCGUACGAACGUGCAGGAGCUGCUCAAGCACUCCAAUGAAGAGAAGAAGCGCAACUUCCUCGAGACCGUCGAGCUGCAGAUCGGCCUGAAGAACUACGAUCCCCAGCGUGACAAGCGUUUCUCCGGCACCGUCAAGCUGCCCCGUGUUCCCCGCCCGAACAUGGCCGUGUGCAUCCUCGGAGACCAGCACGACAUUGAUCGCGCCAAGCACAUUGGUGUCGACGCCAUGUCUUCCGACGAUCUCAAGAAGCUGAACAAGAACAAGAAGUUGAUCAAGAAGCUGGCGAGGAAGUACGAUGCGUUUGUCGCCUCCGACUCCCUCAUCAAGCAGAUCCCGCGUCUCUUGGGUCCGGGUCUCUCGAAGGCCGGCAAGUUCCCCACCCCCGUCUCGCACGCCGAAGACCUCAACGCCAAGAUCACCGAAGUCAAGUCGACGAUCAAGUUCCAGCUGAAGAAGGUGCUCUGCAUGGGUGUUGCCGUCGGCAACGUGGACAUGGAGGAGGACGAGCUGAUUGCGAACGUGAUGCUCGCCAUCAACUACCUCGUCUCGCUGUUGAAGAAGGGCUGGCAGAACGUGGGUAGCUUGACCCUCAAGGCUACCAUGUCGCCUCCCAAGCGUCUCUACUAGACAACUCCUUGUGGAUGGGCUGCUACGAGCGCGUGGCUAUUCGUUGUGGUAUUAGCUAGAUCCUUUCGCCUUGAAUGGUAGAGAGGAGCAAUAGAGCCUCGAGUCAUCCAACCA